Messenger RNA from Amoebophrya sp. A120, 1190 nucleotides. The record is from the annotation of a GenBank genome assembly. NCBI's taxonomy places the organism in Eukaryota, Dinophyceae, Syndiniales, Amoebophryaceae.
AGGUCCUGUUAAUGGUACUAUUCUGAUAGUACGCAAGCAACUACAUCUUCUCAAGCUUUCUCCAAUCUAUUUGUUCCGCCACGUUGAUUUAAAAAUCUUAAUCUAUCAUGAAAAAGUGUUAUUAUGGGGGGAGUAAAUGUAAAUAAAAACAGAAUUCUUCGCAUCAACUUGGAAUCGGAUACUACGUCAUCUUCUCUAGGAAAACCCACUACGACAAGCGAGUACUCAACACAAAAUAUAUAGUACUCCACGUUUGACGCAAAAUAUACAAUAACUUCAAUUUUUUAUUUUUCCGCGUCUUAUUGCUUGUCGUUGUCCACAUGAAAAAAUGAAUCGCUCAUCUACUGCGCACCGUUGCGAAAAAAUAUGAAUUGCAAAAAUGUCUGGGUCUGGAAGAUUGCAACUUGUCAUGGUGAAUCUGAAGCAUGCAAAAAUCUGUGUUGCAUGAGUGCCAAAAGCUGUCCACUUUUCACCAAGUUGGAAGGGAGUUUCUCAUGCAGGACAGGCAUGGCGGAGACCUCGCAGAGUCUGUCAUGCUAAGUCCCGCAUUCCAGACCUCAUGGGUCAUGGAAAAUCUGCAUGACAAGUCUACACUUUUCCAGACAUCCAGGGAUUUUUACAUUUGAUAAAAAAGAACCUCAGUUCAUUUCACGCCUCCCUCGUCCCGAAGGUUGGUAGCAGAGGAUGAAGAUGAAGAAGCCGGCGAUUAUUCUUACAUGAUCACAGCGGACAGGGACAGAGCAGAACCAGAAGUUGCACUAGAGUGGAUCGGAAUUGGGAAGAAGAACAUUGGCGAACCAAGAACGCCAUCAGAAAGAUCGCGGUUCUUCGGUAGAAGUGCAGAGCAAAAUCGAGGAAGCAAGAAAAGCGACCGGAUACUAUCGCGGCAUGCGAGCAGAAGAGAAGGAGUGUCCAAACCAACGAAAGAGGAAGCUGCAGUGCUGGGCCCCCGAGGCACAUCAAAUUAUGGCAAGUUGGACGCGCAGACGCAAGAAGAAAGAGAAGGAGAAGCGGAUCACGACGAAGAAGCUGUUAAAACUGUUGACCCAAAAAAGCAGGAAGAAAAAAGGAGCAUGAUUGCAGCUGCAUCCAAGAAGAAGCUCCUCUCAGGACCACAGGAACAAGAAACACAGGAGAGAACAGACAGUAUCAUAUGGAAAAACGUCCCCACCCCAGAGUCAAGAUGGUGA